CUGAUGGGGCGCGGGACACACGCCUGCUAAGAACUCUUCCAAGUCUGAUAUUUUAAUCACCCCUCUCGCCACCCAGUCUAGGCCCAUGUGUGUGAUAGUGAGUAGUUAUGCAUGUGCGCAAUUGAUACCAAAGUGAGGCUAUAAGGAGCAAGUAACUCGUCUUCAACCACUUGAGAAGAUUGAAUGUAGAAGGGGAGACAAAAAAGCGAAAGUACUCUGGGGUGAACGAGGAUUACAAAGUUUGUGAUUCCAAGAAAAGAGAAGAUACAAAGGGAGAGAAUAACGUCAACAGUUUGAACACUUCAAGAACAGAAACAAGAAAGUUACUUUUAUCGAAGAAAAACAUCAGAAACGUGUAGGUGUUGGUCAGUAGAGUAGCACCGUUCUAAUGGCUAACCAAAUCUUAGCAAAGGCUUCAAGCAUUAUGGCAGUCUUAGCGUGUGUCCUAAUUUUCGUAACCUUCGUCCAGUCUCAAGGUUUAAGCCAAGAUGAGGAUGAGUGCGGAGGCUGCUGGUCGGAAAUGGAAGAUGUUCUAACAACAGCUUCAGAUUAUCUCAAAGGAGACUUUUACAGACAUCGAGAUCACGUGACUGAGCACGAAAGACCUAGAGCUUCCAGGAGGUUAUCGUAUAGCGUCUUCAGGAGAUCCUUGGACUCCAACAGUGUCGAGUGUGACUCAUGCUGGAUUGUAUUAGAAAGGCUUAGAACAUACAUUCAAAACAGCAGAGACAAAGAUGUAUCUAACCUUGGGCACCUCGUUAAGAAAGCAAUGUUGAACAAUGGCUGGGUGUAAUUGUCAAGCAAUCUUAAAUAAACUUACAUUGAACUAUUUGACAUCUCGACAACACACGCCAAGACAAGAAAUUAAAUCUCCAUAUUUUUUUUUGGACGAGACCAACUUUUUUUUUGUUUUGAAUAUUGAAAACGAUAUAAUGAAAUUGUUUUGUCGCUGGGUGAAUGUAGUGUAAGAGAGAUUGUUUUGAAUGGAAGGCUGUUUUAUUAAAACGUACACAAGUGUAUCGACGUCACCUAUUUUUACAGCCUAUAGUAGACUGGUUUAGGUCUAGAACAUAAAAUAGGGUGUAGUGUUGGUUUGAAAAUGUAGAGUUAAAAAUGGAAUGAAUAUUUGAAGAGAAAAAAACAUAAUCAGAUACACAUUUAGUAAAAUGGUAUGUCUACAUGCUUUCAAAAGAUGUCUUGUAGAAACAGUUCUUUACAGAGCCUUGUCUCUGUUACAAGAGCAAUGUCUUUUUAGAUUUUAAUUGACAAUAUUAUGAGAAUUACAUAAACUGCCAUACAUGUAAAAGUGUGCUUUAAACAAAAUUAAAGAUUUACUUCACUUUAAGGAAGUACUGGAUCUUGCGAUGAUAUUUUCAACAUUUUGUUUAUUGCAUCUCCUUUGUUGGUCCACUCUCAGACACACACACACACACACACACACACACAUCAAAUAAUUAAGAGAAUGAUAAACGCAAAUUGUUUCGGUUGACCUAAUAUAAGAGAAGCUUUUUUUGGCAUUGUUUUUAGAAUUUGUAUAACUGUCCCAUCAAGAAGGACUGUUAAUCAACAAAAACUGAAUCCUCGUAGACAAGAAAAUUACUGUACAUGGAAACAGGUAAAGUUUUUAAAAAAUGAUUAUCGAUUGAGUGAAUAUAUGAGAUGUAUCAGUGUUUUGAACAUAUCUAUAGACAAAUUAUUCAUCUUGGUUUUAGGCGGCUGUCUUCUGUUUACGGUAGUUGAACAUUUUACCUUUGAAUUUGAUAUAAUGUUAAAAUCCUUCAGAUAAUAAAUCAGUUCAGAUGUUCAAAUGUU
Messenger RNA from Biomphalaria glabrata, 1812 nucleotides. RefSeq lists its product as uncharacterized. The transcript is spliced from 5 exons. Lineage: Eukaryota; Metazoa; Mollusca; Gastropoda; Planorbidae. The record is from RefSeq and is a predicted model, not a curated record. Bases 389 to 793 code for a protein of 134 amino acids.